Molecule: messenger RNA, 1699 nt
Organism: Indicator indicator
Lineage: Eukaryota; Metazoa; Chordata; Aves; Piciformes; Indicatoridae
Gene: SELENON
Product: selenoprotein N
Exons: 12
Biological process (GO): skeletal muscle fiber development; calcium ion homeostasis
Cellular component (GO): endoplasmic reticulum membrane
Source: RefSeq, a predicted model, not a curated record
AUGGCGGAGCCCAACGCGGCCCCUCCGCGCUUGGCUUUGGCCGUAGCCGCUUUAGCGGCGUUAGCCGCCGUGAAAUAUUACCGGGACGCCGAAACGGCCCGGCAGCAGGAGCUGGCAAUGAAGUCUCUGGGAAGCGAGGGGCUGUUUCUGUUCUCCUCUCUGGACACAAACAAUGAUCUCUACCUCAGUCCAGAAGAGUUCAAGCCCAUAGCUGAGAAGCUGACAGGGGUUGCUCCCAUCUCUGAGUUUGAAGAGGAGGAGAUGCCUGAUCCCAGUGGGGAGACCUUGUCUGUGGUGGCUAAAUUCCAGCCUUUGGUCAUGGAAACGAUGACCAAGAGCAAAGAUGGUUUCCUGGGGAUUUCUCAUGUUGCUCUCUCUGGGCUGAGGAAUUGGACAGCUCCAGCAGUCCCUAUGAGUGUGUUGUUUGCCAGGCAGUUUAAAGCCUUUCUUCCUCCAAAGAAUAAAGUGGAUCUGGGGGAUCCAUGGUGGAUAAUUCCCAGUGAACUGAACAUCUUCACUGGCUACCUUUCCAACAACAGAUUUUAUCCUCCUCUUCCCAAGGGCAAAGAGGUCAUCAUCCACAAGCUUCUGAGCAUGUUCCACCCACGGCCCUUCGUCAAAACUCGCUUUGCUCCCCAGGGAGCUGUGGCCUGCAUCCAAGCCAUCAGCACCUUCUACUACACCAUAGCCUUCAGGAUCCAUGCUGAGUUCCAGCUGAAUGAGCCACCAGACUUCCCCUUCUGGUUCUCCCCAGGCCAGUUCACAGGGCACAUUGUCCUCUCCAAGGACUCUUCCCACGUCCGGGAGUUCAGGCUCUUCGUUCCCAACAGCAGGUCUCUGAACGUGGACAUGGAGUGGCUGUACGGAGCGAGUGAGAGCAGCAACAUGGAAGUGGACAUCGGUUACCUGCCUCAGAUGGAGCUGGAAUCAACAGGACCUUCCAUCCCCUCUGUGAUCCAUGAUGAAAAUGGAAAUGUGAUUGACAGCAGGGACCCCUCAGGGGAGCCCAUCCAGUUUGUGUUUGAAGAAAUAACCUGGCAGCAGCAAAUCCCCUGGGAAGAGGCAGCCCAGAAGCUGGAAGUGGUCAUGUAUCCAUUUAAGAAGAUCUCCUACCUGCCCUUCACACAAGCAUUUGAGAGAGCAAAAGCAGAAAAGAAGCUGGUGCACUCCAUCCUGCUGUGGGGUGCCCUGGACGACCAGUCCUGCUGAGGUUCGGGGCGAACUCUCCGGGAGACCGUCCUGGAAAGUUCGCCCAUCCUCGCCCUGCUGAACCAGAGCUUCGUCAGCAGCUGGUCCCUGGUGAAGGAGCUGGAGGAGCUGCAGAGCAACAGAGAGAAUGAGUUCCACAGCAAGCUGGCUGACCUGCACCUGGAGAAGUACAGCUUCCCUGUGGAGAUGAUCAUCUGCCUGCCCAACGGCACCGUGGUUCACCAUAUCAAUGCCAACUACUUCCUGGAUAUUACUUCCAUGAAGCCUGAAGAUGUUGAAAGUAACAUCUUUAGUUUCUCAACCAAUUUUGAGGACCCUUCAACUGCAACUUACCUCCAGUUCCUGAAAGAAGGACUGCAAAGAGCAAAACCAUACCUGCAGAGCUAAAAACAGAGGCACCUGAGUGCCCCACAGAGUGCCAAAGACUUCAGAGACUAAAGCAAUUCUUCCUCCUCUUCAUGACAGAUGUUUAGAUGCAGACAGUCCCAGG